This is a messenger RNA of Candoia aspera, 2105 nucleotides long. It is a transcript of the gene CCDC3, whose product is annotated as coiled-coil domain containing 3. Gene Ontology annotation, cellular component: extracellular region. The transcript is spliced from 4 exons. Lineage: Eukaryota; Metazoa; Chordata; Lepidosauria; Squamata; Candoiidae. The record is from RefSeq and is a predicted model, not a curated record. Gene Ontology annotation, biological process: negative regulation of gene expression. Bases 255 to 1082 code for a protein of 275 amino acids.
UGGCAUAGCCCCUUCUGCUGGAAAUGCUGCUGAGAAAUGUGCACGGGAACUUCUGCUGUCUCUUGUUACCGCUCCUCCCUCCCUGAGAGGGAGUGUCCCCAUUGGUCCAAAUCCGAGCCACCUCAGCUUCUUGCCAAUCAGUUUGUGCAUUUCCCAGGGAUCCUGUUUCAUAAACUUAGCCUCACUUUGGGUCUGUGAGCUUUGAAAAAAGCUUUGGGGACACUUGAGCAUCCAGAGCCCAGCCUGCAUCCAUCAUGGAGCAAGUCCUCUUGCUGCUAAGUCUCCUGUUCCUUGGAGAUCAGCUGAGACACGGCAUGGCUUGUCAGUUGCCCUCCGACUGGAGGCCACUCAGCGAGAGUUGCAGAGCGGAGCUGGCUGAAAUAAUUGUCUAUGCCAAAGUCUUAGCUUUGCACCAGGAUAUGUACGGCAUGUACAACUAUUUGCCAUGGCAAUAUGAAACCCUGGACGGAGGGCUCUUUUACUCGGCUGAGAUUGAGAUGCUGUGUGACCAAGCUUGGGGAAGCAUGUUAGAAGUUCCAGCAGGAUCCCGGUUGAACCUGACAGGAUUGGGCUACUUCUCCUGCCAUUCCCACACAGUCAUGCAAGAUUACUCCUACUUCUUUUUCCUCAGAAUGGAUGAGAAUUAUAAUCUCCUUCCACACGGAGUAAAUUUUCAGGAUGCAAUAUUUCCUGAUACGCAGGAAAACAGACUGAUAUUUUCCAGCCUCUUCCAAUUUUCUAACUGCAGUCAAGGGCUGCAUGGUGUAAUGUUCUCCAGUGAUUGGGAGAUACAAGAGGACAACAGGCUCAUGUGCUCUUCCAUCCAGAAAGCACUGUUCGAUGAGGAGGACCAAGUGAAGAAGCUUCAGCAAAAGGUGGCAAGCCUGGAGAAACGCAAUAAGCAGCUACAAGAUCGAGUGAAGAAAGUCAAGAGGUUGCUCAGGCAAGCCAGGAAGAACGGCAGGCACGUGGAGCUGAUUAAUCAGAAGCUCAAUGAGAAGCUGGCCUCCAUAGGGGUUCAGUUCCCCUACAUAAACUCCUUAAAGCAAGCACAUUCUCAUGCCACUUAUCUUAAAGUGUAAGACCAAGUGUGGCACUGUGAACAACAGUCUUAGUGAUUGAACGGCAUGCCCUUCUCCACCCAAUCUUAUCUUGCAAAAGAGUCAUAGUGCAUUCAAAGUCUUUGGCUUUCAACUGUGCAGGAUUUGCACCUCAAGUGGAUAUUUAACAUGCUUUGAACCUUCUGCAUAAACAAUGGUUCAAAUUUUGCCUGGGAUGAAGUUGUCUUCAGAAAGUGGGGAAAAAUGCUCCUACCUGAGAACAACUAGGAAUGAGUUUAUGAACCAUUAUUAAGUGGGCUUGAGUCUUGGAUGGGCCCAGUGAUAAAGGAUUACUCUAGAAUGUAGCUGAAACUCUAAAGGGGGUUGAACCUGUUCCAAAUGUUGGGACAGGAAAUGACCAAGGGCUCCAUGCAAGCUUAUUCAAGAAGCAGAAGAGACUAAGUGUAAAUAAUAAAAAAGUAUACAUAAUCCUAAUCAUGUGAAAGUCUUGGUAUUAAUGCAGUGAAUACUGAAACUGGCUUGUGAUGAGUAAAACUAACUUCUGUCCAAAGUUAUUUGUGGAUACGUUUAAAGAUAGGCUUCAAAAGAAGCUUCUAACGUACUUACUUCCAGUAACACUAUACCAUAUCUAGAAUGAAAUCCAACCCUGCAUGUUUUUUUCUGCUGAUCACUGGUACUCUAGCUUUUCAAAACUACAUUCUCUUUACAUCUAUCUUUUUUCUAUUACACUUAAAAUCAUGCUAACCCUCAUGUCACAUAUGUAGUCAAACUCUUGUCUUCUUUUCUUUGUAAAAUUAAGAAUGUACAUUAACUGUUUUGGAAACAGCCUCCCUGCUAUUACUGCAAAGGUUUGGAACUUGAGAUCCUGUGGGCUUCAUGUUCAACUGAACAUGCAAAUGAGUUUGCAACUCCCCUUUCCAUCACAAGUUGGGAGAGAAGAUCACUCCCCCACCCCCAAGUUGAUACCUUCUAGGUGGACAAUCAGUUCUUUUAUUGUUAACCAACUUGGCCAAAGUAUGAUGAAGUUUUGCUGGCCAAGUUUUG